Molecule: messenger RNA, 505 nt
Organism: Rhagoletis pomonella (apple maggot)
Lineage: Eukaryota; Metazoa; Arthropoda; Insecta; Diptera; Tephritidae
Exons: 1
Source: RefSeq, a predicted model, not a curated record
AUGGUAAUCGGCAGUGACCUAAUCCCCCGAAUUCUCCUACAAGGGCUGCAACAAAACAUAAGCGGAAGUCUCAUAGCGCAGAAUACGAUAUUUGGAUGGAUUCUGAGCGGCCCAAUCCAGGAGAGAAUCUCCACCUUUACCACCCAGGUAACCGAACCCCAGGAUGAAUCUCUAAACUCACUGCUGAAGAAGUUUUGGGAACAGGAGGAAGUAGCAGUCACUCAACCCCGUUCCAGUGAGGAGGAGUUCUGUGAGGACCUGUAUCGUCGCACGACAACCCGGCAGGCAGACGGACGAUAUACGGUGAAAUUACCCGUCAAACCCGAAUUUCCAGACACAAUGGCUUUAGGUCACUCUCGACUAGCAGCGCAGCAGCAGUACAUCAGCAUCGAAAGGAAUCUGGAGAAAAAACCCGACCUUGGCAAAAAGUACUCAGAGGUUCUGGAAGAAUACAUCACCAUGGACCAUAUGGAGCCCACCUCAUCCCAAGAAGUCAUCAAAGACG